Marchantia polymorpha subsp. ruderalis is the source of this 1538-nucleotide messenger RNA. Lineage: Eukaryota; Viridiplantae; Streptophyta; Marchantiopsida; Marchantiales; Marchantiaceae. The record is from the annotation of a GenBank genome assembly.
UCAGAAGGGACUUCCCAUCCUUUUGCUAUUAUCCUUUCAUUGUUUCUGCUUGCUGGUCGGGUGAUUGCAACACACCAUGAUUCUCCGUUCGUUGACUUAUCCAACUGCGGUAAUAUGUCCUGACCAGAGUGAGACAUGGGAAUUUGGAACGGAGUUCAAGUCCCGUGUCGAAAUUCUGGGCUGCUCUAGUGACCGUAACAAGCGACAGUGACGUACGAGCGCAUGUGACGUUCUACUUGACUUGGCUCUUGGUGUUUGGGGCAGUGGGUUUCAGAGUCCAGUUGGUGUCGUCCAGUCUGGAAGUGGGCAUGGCGCUAUCCAAUAGCCUAUGCUUCCCACUCGCUUCUUCGGUGUUUCUUUCCUCCAGAAAACCAUUGGCAGGUGUGCUGGCGGGUUGCCAGAUUCAUCAUGUCGCCACACACGCCAGCUUUCGAGCGCAGCUCGGCUCUUCAUGUGAUGAUGAUAAUGUUGUUUCCAGGAGACAGGCUAUUCAGCACCAGGUAUUUUCUCUUGGAUUCCUCAUGAGCGGAGGACUGGCCGAUGCAACAGAAUUGAGGACUAAGGAAGUUCCUGCGAAGGAAGACAGGCCAAAGUUCUUCGAAUUGUAUGAUUCUGGUGGUGUGAAAGCUCUGGACAUCCGUCAAGGAAAUGGUACAACACCCCAGAUUGGCGACAAGGUUGUGAUUCACUACUAUGCACGGCUAGCAGCCAAGCAGGGAUGGAGAUUUGACUCCACAUAUGACCACAAAGAUCAGUCUGGUGCACCCGAACCGUACGUGUUCGUUGUAGGAUCUGGAGAGGUCAUAUCUGGGCUCGACACUGCGGUGCGGACUAUGCAAGAGGGAGGUCUACGUCGAAUCGUCAUUCCUCCAUCACAAGGCUAUCAAAAUACAACUCAAGGCCCGAUUCCUCCAAAUUACUUCGACCGACAAAGACUUUACACAACCAUUUUCAAUCCGACAAGAUUAGCCAAUGGAGAGGGAUCUACUCUCGGAACGUUAAUCUUUGAUGUCGAACUGCUGAGAGUUCGUCCUAACUCAGACUAGCACUCAAGAAAUCGACCCCAAUGAUCUGACUGUCAUCAAGGACUGUGGCUCUUCUGAAGACGGUUUUGAAGCGAAUAUCUCAAUCAACCUAAACGACUCCUAUGAGAAUUGCAUAAUGGAUAUUAGAGCAUUAUUUGUCUUCGGAAUCGAUCAUAACAUAUGUUCAUGAUCCCGAGUAGGCUGUACCUUCUGUCAGUCUAUGGAGUGGGUCGUCUAGUCACACACGGGGACUUUAAGAUCGCUAGCCUGUACAGAGUUAAAUCUCCCAAUAGUGAUAUAUAUUGGUAUUUAGGUCACUAUUGCGAGGUGUCACUCACGGCAUGUAACCUACUAAUGGUAACAUACAUGGGUGUUAGCAUUAGAUGUCAUUGUAGUGAGGUGCAUAAUUUUCAUAUAACCUCCUAAUAGUAACAUACACUAGUGUUGGGGGUAGAUGUCACUAUUGGGAGGUGUCAAUUAUAUAAAAAAAAUAUUCAUAGAUUUUUUAUCGAG